AUGGCGCAGGUUGCCUCCGGCCAGGGACCUGUUGAGGCAAGGUCUCUGUCGUCAAUUACUGCGAUAGCCUCCAAUCCCCCCGCAUAUCCGCGCAAUCCGACCCAGCAACCGCUUGAUCCGCUCGUGCUGUAUAUUGUCCGAGUCCCGGGGAGCAGAGACGUGUUCUUGACUCCUCUCAAACCUCCGACGAAGUCCAGUGUAUCCGCCGAGGCCAUCAAUUCAUCUCUAUACUAUUUGCAUGUUGCGAGCGCAGAGGAUGAGGCCGUGUUGCGAAGAAUUGAAUUAGAGCGCGAUCAAGAGCGGCAAGAAGCUGCUGCUCGCAGAGAACAACCGGCGAAUCGAUUGCCUGCCGCAGUUCUUUCGCGGUUGAACAGUUUCCGUCGCAAACCUGUUGGAGGGAAUACAGAGCCGGUUCCUCCCCCACCACCGCCGCAUCAAGAGGGAGUCGAAAGUACCCGGCCAGCAAGCUCUGAUUCUAUUCCACAGCAACCUGUCUCGCAACCUAACCAGACGUCCGAGUAUCGACCUUAUCGACCAGAUCGACCAGAAGCUGAGAAUGCGCAUACGGAGGAUCCGAUCAAGCAACCGGCGCCUGGUGAUCGACCGGUCCGCUCCACAACGGAGUUAAAUGACAAUACAAAUCGAUUUCGCAUUCCACGCCGUCCUCUUACUUCCUUGCCCAAGCAAACUGACUUGUCGCCUGGCGUUGCAGGUGGUAGUGCCCAACAUCAAAACAGGUGGAGCGCAGACCUUGGAUACUCGCAUAAGUGGCCUUCAAUAGCUAGUGACGACACCAAUUUACGCUUUCGGUCAAGUUUGGAUUCUCAACGACCCCAAGCAGUGCCAAAUCUGUCGUCCAAAGACCCUUCACUCAGGGAAUACGGUGUGCCUGCUGCCGACUCCCACCGGCGGAAGACGGAUAGCGCACGAGAUUCUAGUUUCCAUAUCACGCUUAUCCGCCGAGACCCUAGCCACGGGAGCCAGUGGAAUGUUGGGACCAUAUCUGGGUCUGACGCGGACAAGAGUGCGAUUGAAAUCGAGAUCUCUACACCAGGAUAUGGGAGAUUUGUGAACAACGACGACCCCCUGUCACUUGCCAGCUUAGGACUGAACCUUCCCUUGGCAAGCCGUGAUGGGCUCUCUUCAUCGACAUCAACCAUGCCAGCUUCUAUCCCAGCCACAAGGGCCGAGAAUGCUCCAUCUGGGACGGAUGUUGGUCCGAAGAAAUUCCGCCGAAAAGUUCUGGCUGUCAGCCACGGUCAUGGUCACCGACAUGACGAUUCGAGACAGUCUGUCGACCGGACGAACUCUGGGGUAGCUGAAUCUCACAUUUCGGCCAAAUUCGUGCCUCCCAGAUCUGAAAUGCAAACAUACGAUCCCUGGACCGUCGACGAGUGCCGAGAAUCCGGCAGUGACCGUGGCCGAACUACGAUUCAAUGUCCCAUUUCCUCUGGGCAUCCACCCCACGGCCAUCACCCAUCUCCAUCUCCUUCUCGGAGCCCCGGGAAUGACAAAACCAAGCGCAGCUCUCUAGCGCAGAUUUUCACCUCGAAUUUACAACGUGUGCGGCACGCUCGCCCAGGCUCUCGAUCUGGUCCUGAAUCACCUUCUGGACGGUCAUCAUUUCAUGUCCGCAUGCAUUCUGACACCAGUUCUGACGAUAAUACGCCGCCUGGAGCUGAUGAGGACCGGCUCGAUCUGUCGCUGGCGCGAGAACACGCUGGUGGUGGGUUGCGCGGUAAAAGCGCCAAGCUAGGGAAGCUGAUUAUCGAAGACGAAGGGAUCAAGAUGCUCGACCUGGUCGUCGCCGCUUGUAUGGGGGUUUGGUGGCGGUCUUAUUACCAGCCCUGA
Molecule: messenger RNA, 1851 nt
Organism: Rasamsonia emersonii CBS 393.64
Lineage: Eukaryota; Fungi; Ascomycota; Eurotiomycetes; Eurotiales; Trichocomaceae
Exons: 3
Coding region: 1-1851 (616 amino acids)
Source: RefSeq, a predicted model, not a curated record